AUGCCACGAAGACACAGGUCGUCAAAACGAUCCCCCAAACACAGGCACGCAAGCCUAGAGCCAGACUUUAGUCUCACAGGAGUAAACCCCGUCACCAAGGUCCGUCGCCGUUCGCGAAAAGACGCCGACAAUGCAACAGGGAGACAUCGACCUUUGCACGACUCUUCCCGGUCCCCUAGACGCUACCGACAUAGCAACGAAUAUUCCCGCCACUUCGAAGCUAAAUCAGACACAGACGGCGAUCAAAUCGUGCUCCCCACGCCCCCAGCGUUACCCAACACCUCUCUCGUCAUCAGAACCACAUCACCGAACCGCAAGGGCGACUACACCGAUACUGCAACAAGACGCCAACAGUCUGGGCUCGAGCGAAGGAACGUGAUCUCCAGACCCCCCAAAUACCACACCAAAGAAACCAGAUGCGACCAGCAACCGGACGAGUUCGUUGUCAACAACUACCGUUUCCGCAACCACAUCUUGUUUCUCCUGGAGGAGCAACGCACGUCCGUCGAGUCGUGGGCACACAGCGUCGGCGCAGGUGGGCCGGCUGAGCCGAUGGACUGGCAGCCCGAGCAGGAGCGGGUCAUCUACAUCGCCCGCGACCUCGUGGAGUACGGCUGCUACGAGGACCGGUGGAGAAUCGGGAGUGGGCAGCAGCAGGAGGAUAAGCCAACGAAACCGAUGGUGCAGUCAGAAUUAGUGUCGUGGGCCGGUCAGCCGCAGAAGGAUGGGUCGACGAUGUGUGGGGCGCCGGCACUUGCCUUAGGUCUGGUGGAUGGGAUCGAAUGA
Messenger RNA from Colletotrichum orchidophilum, 786 nucleotides. RefSeq lists its product as uncharacterized. The transcript has a single exon. Bases 1 to 786 code for a protein of 261 amino acids. Lineage: Eukaryota; Fungi; Ascomycota; Sordariomycetes; Glomerellales; Glomerellaceae. The record is from RefSeq and is a predicted model, not a curated record.